Molecule: messenger RNA, 2449 nt
Organism: Colletotrichum godetiae
Lineage: Eukaryota; Fungi; Ascomycota; Sordariomycetes; Glomerellales; Glomerellaceae
Exons: 3
Coding region: 463-2364 (633 amino acids)
Cellular component (GO): nucleus; protein phosphatase 4 complex; cytoplasm
Molecular function (GO): protein phosphatase regulator activity
Source: RefSeq, a predicted model, not a curated record
GGUCGAUUGGCCUAGCGGUUACGGCGUCUGCUUUACAAGACUAUUCAAACUGAAUCCUCUCCAUCGCAGAAGAUCGCAGGUUCGAUCCCUGCAUCGAUCAUCAUUAGAUUUCACUUUUGCAUUUUCAUGUCUGAAUACCCAGGCAUGAUGUUGAGCUAUGUUGGUGUUGCGAAAUCCCUUUGUUCAGGCAGGAGCAAUGGUCAAGGAAGGAAGGCGCACCAUCCGGCCUUUUUUUCUUCUUCUUUUUAUUUUUAUUUUUGUCUUGGGUGUUUAGCUUUGAAGCUUAACCUUGUGUAGGGAGGUGCAACAUACUCACUACACGCAUUUUACCUGAGGCGGUCUCUUAAUGACACAAGGACAAUUGUAUUCCACCAAGAAUAUGGCGAAAGAAUUACACACAGCCAGGAAGUGGAAUAAAAUAUAGUCAUAGUAAUAGUAACAAUUGUGACAGUAGCGAUAGUGAUGAGAAAAGUCGUGAGGAAGCCGAAAGUUCUGACCGCAGAAUGUGCCACCCACCUGUUACCUACUCUGUGCCAUCCAUACCUACUUACCCCAAGAGCCCCCAAGCUCUCCAGCCAGAGUCGCGCUUUUCCACAAGCACGCGACGUCAGUGGGAGGCUCAACCUUCCAACCACCACUCACCUUGCCCAACACCUCAAACCCGCCAGAAUGGAGAUCGAGGUCGACGAAGAUCUCUUGCGGACGGUCGCGACAGGUGGCGAAAUGGACUACGGUCUAUGGCCCGCCCUGUCGCAAGGAAUCAUCUCGAGGCUAGAUAAGAUCGCCCACAACGAAUUCCCUAUUCCGAACCUACCCACCCCUCCUCAACCCAUUAACGCGCCAGGCCAACAACCACGACUGCUCUCGCCGCUCCCCUCGUCCUCCAUCGAUCCCGCCAGCAGCCAGCCGUCAUCACAGGAUGCCGACAAGGAGAACAGCCAGCCCAAAGAUGCCUCAUCAUCCAAGGCCCCGGUCGAAAGCGCUCCUGAUGCCGACGCAGCUGUCGACAACGCACCCCACGCCACCGCUUCGGGAUCGCUGCCCGCGCAGAUCGAAGCCAUGCUGAACGAGAUUAACGCCGUCUUGGCCAGCUUCCCAAAGUACCCACCGCACACGAUCCAGCGCCUGGCCGAGCUCGUCCUCGAGCCGCGGCGCCAUUACCGCCAUCUGGCAUCGUACCUCCAUGCCGUCGACCGCGUCGUUCAUGUCACCAGCGGCGCAAACACCUACCCUCUUCCGCCAGCCAUACCCGACAUGUCUACCAUGACACUGCUGUCCAAUGGCAGCGCAAACGGCCAAGAGGUUAACAACCCAGCGGCCUCGGUCGCCUGGAGCAACUCGACAAACUCGGUCGCCUCAACCGUCGGCACGGACGAGGCCCUCGGCGGCGCUCUACUAACCCCGAUUCCGUGGCUCACACGCCGACCGAGCCCUGGCUCAUCCUCGCCAGCGUCCUCAAAUGGCGGCGGACCGGCCGAAAUUCGUACCGAGUCGACGGAGACCAUUGACGGCCCUAAUGGCGUCGGGAGUAUCGAAACCGUCAGCGUUAGCGUCAACGGCAUACCGUCUAUGGGUGCCAGCAGCAGCCGCGCGAUAACACAAGGUGAGUUACUGCGACAAGAGCAGGAGCAGGGCGUCGUUCCAGUCAACCAACUCGUGCGACAAGCAGAAGAAGCACAACACGCCGCCGCCCUGCGAAGCGGAGACGGCGGCAGAGCCAGUAGCCCCGAGAAGCAGCAGCAAGAUGAUGAGCAGCAAGAAGCUGCCGGUGCUGCUGCUGCUGCUGCUGAAGACGAGAACGAGGCGCCGCACGCUCGCGGUCCCGAGGAGAUUGGUGUUGGUGACCUCGGCCCUCAAAGCGAGACGACGAGCUUUGUGGGCGGUGGUCCCGGCCUUGACAUGCAAGGCAUUGAUGUCGAGGCUGCGGUGGGCCGGAAAGCCGAACAGACUCACGCCACGCCUCCUCCCGAGGAUGAAAAGGACGGGGAUGCCGCGGCGGAGGAUGCGACGGCGGAUGCGGUUGUUGACGACGCGGCAUCCGACACGAGUGUCACGUCGCAUCCUAAGCGUGAUGCUGAUGAGGAGCUCGAUGGUCUUGUGAGCAAGAAGGUCAAGGAACAUGAGGGUGACGUCGCGGGUGAAGCAACGGAUGCUACAGUCACAUCGCCCAAGGAGGACGACACCAAGGAGGAGGAUGUGAAGACGGCUGAGCCCGGCGAGUCCAAGGCUGAGGAGGGCAAAGACGAGGAGACUGAGACCAAGGACGAUGAUGCGAAGGACGAGAGUGCGGCGGAAGCUGCGGCGAAGGCUGCGGCCGCGGCUGAGGCAGAUGCCGAGAUGGCCACCAAAGCCGGCGGCGGUUAGGAGAACGGAGAGAUCUUUCGCUCAGUGAGUGAGCUGUAUUGCGGAUGAUUACAUGAUACCAAGAAACCGUCUUCACCAAACCCCC